Molecule: messenger RNA, 201 nt
Organism: Monoraphidium neglectum
Lineage: Eukaryota; Viridiplantae; Chlorophyta; Chlorophyceae; Sphaeropleales; Selenastraceae
Exons: 1
Source: RefSeq, a predicted model, not a curated record
AUGGACCAUGUGGUGGACAACUAUCGCGCGCCCGAUGGGUCGCGCUACACGGGCACGCUCAAGGGCGGCCUGCCCAACGGCCUCGGCACUUGCGUCUGGCAGAACGGCAGCCAAUACGAUGGGGAGUGGCGCAACGGCGUGAUGCACGGCUUCGGCACGUACGUGUGGCCGACGGGCCAGCGAUACGACGGCGAAUGGAAG